This is a messenger RNA of Pollicipes pollicipes, 2280 nucleotides long. Its product is annotated as coiled-coil domain-containing protein 146. The transcript has 6 exons. NCBI's taxonomy places the organism in Eukaryota, Metazoa, Arthropoda, Thecostraca, Pollicipedomorpha, Pollicipedidae. The record is from RefSeq and is a predicted model, not a curated record. Bases 1 to 2280 code for a protein of 759 amino acids.
AUGUCACACACCGCCGUGCCGAAGGAUGGAGAACUAAAGCCGGCAGCGUCCGGUGCCGAAACUGCGACGGCUUCAGAGUCUGCGCUGGCGGCGACGGCGGAGCCCUCCCAGGCAUCCCGCGAGGCCGUGAAGUCUGCCGAGUCCCAGCUCGACGGCAAGACGGGCGACGGGGAAGAGUAUGAGGACAGCCCAGCGCUGGCGGGCUCGGAGUCGGAGCUCAAUGGCACGGGGCGCGACGAGACGCACGAGCUGCUGCAGGAGCUGGAGACGGACGCCGUGGAUCCGAACGACGGCUUCAAGGUACUGGACGAGCUCUUCACCGGCGGCAAGAUCAACGAGGUGCAGUACAAGGACCUGCAGCGGAAGCACAAGUACCUGCAGUCGAUGUUCUGGGUGUGCGUGCAGAACAGGGCUGGACUGAGGGACGACAUUAAAGAGACGAACGCCUUUUUGCACGAGCUGAAGGAAAAGGCCAGGCUAGAGGAAUCGAGUAAAGACAAGAGGGAUCCCGUGGAAGAAUUUCCUGAAAUCCACACGCAAGAAAUCCGCAACCUGAUCGACGACAUCGACGCCCGCGAGCGACUCGUUCCACAGAAGGAAGCCAAGAUCAAGAAGCUGGAGGAGAAGAUAGCGGUGCUACAGGAUGAGAAGGAGGGGCUGCUGCCGAAAAUGGUGCUCGUCACCCGAGACGCGGACCGCGAAGAAAAACACUGCGCCAAACUGAAGAAGCAGAUGGAGGCGCUGGGGUCGGAGGCAGCCGUCGUCAUCAGCGAGCUCAAGGAAUCCACCGACGCCUCCCAGAAGAUCGACAACGAGCGGAACGAGCUGAUCAAGGCCAUGGACAAGGAGUACAAGCUACUGGACGCCAAGUCGAAGGAGUGCGCGAACCUGUCGCGCGACACGACCACCUGUCGGGAGCGAGGCGCGCUGCUGAUGGACGAGAAGAACCGCGUCGAGGCCAGGCUGGCCAUGUUGGCCAGCGAGAUCCGCCAAGAGACGCUGAGCGAGCGCGACAUGCACAAGGCGCUGGAGCGGAAGGAGGUGGACAUCGCGCACGGCGACACUAACAUGCUGGCAACGCUGACAUCGGUGGAGCUGCAGAACCUUAAGCGCCUGGCCAAGGAACGAGCCCGGCUGAUCCGACAGCAGGAAACGCUGACCAAGUCGCUGGACACGCUGAGCAGGCAGCACAGCAAUCUGAUCCGGCAGCGGGACACGAAUGCCAGGGUCCUCCGGAAGCUGAACGGCGAGGUGGAGCGCAACGAAGACGAGCUGCGCAACCGCAUCACCGUGGUGGCCAAGUUCAAGAAAAAGUACGAGGAGACUGAGAAGCAAACCAAGGAGCUGUCUGACCGCUACGAGCUGAUGAAGAAGGAGCGAGACGAGAUGUCGGCUCAGCUUAACAUCUCGCUCACCAACUGCGACGAGCUGCUGAAGAAGACGCAGAUCCUGCGCUCGCAGCAGGACACCAUGCUGAGCAGGAAGCUGGAGCUGGAGCGGCAGCACGCCGUCACGCGCCAGAAUACGCUGAAGACGAUCCUCGACAAGACCAUGACGCAGAGCACGAUGAACCAGGAGAAGGACGCGAUGAAGGAGUUGGAGGCUACGUGCGACCAGCUGGACAUGAUGAUCACUUGCAACCAGGCGGCGCUCAACGCCAUCAAAGAAACGGUCAUGUCCGACCUGGAGGAAUACAAGCGGCAGGUGGUGGACCGGAACGAGCGGGGCUUGCUGCUGGUGGAGCGCGACGAGGAGGUGUGCGCCUUCCAGGAAAAAAUCAGCCUGCAGGAGCUGUUCAUCGAACGCGGCUAUGGCCAGCUGGACGCCAUGGAGAAGGACAUCUGCGAGCUGAACACGAUAGUGCGCUCCGAGCAGCACCACAUUAACGACGAGAUGGAGACGCCCGCCCUGCGCCGGUGUCGCCAUCUGGCCGGACCGGACCGCGCCGACGACAACAUCCCGGCCCACCUGUGUCGCAUCGAACUGCAGCUGUACGAGGCCGAGCUGCGGCUGCUGGAGCGCCAGAUGGUGGACGCGCAGCUGGAGCGCCUCGUCGGCCGGCUGCGCGCAGAGAUCAACGCUACGCGCGCCGACUCGGAGCGCCUCGCCAAGCGCGCGAACGUCGAGAAGCGCGCCGCGCGCUCCAACUACCUGCCGGCGGCGGGCAGCGCGCUGCCCCUGCCGCGGCCGUACGGUGCGUUCGGGCCGUUCAAGCCGCAGACGCACGGCGCCAGGUUCCGCCAGAUGCAGCGCAUGGUGGGACGGGGUCAGAAACAGUAG